This is a messenger RNA of Thermochaetoides thermophila DSM 1495, 4950 nucleotides long. RefSeq names its product putative ATP-binding cassette (ABC) transporter protein. The transcript has 6 exons. Gene Ontology annotation, biological process: transmembrane transport. The record is from RefSeq and is a predicted model, not a curated record. Gene Ontology annotation, cellular component: membrane. The coding region runs from base 1 to 4950 and encodes 1649 amino acids. Gene Ontology annotation, molecular function: ATP hydrolysis activity; ATP binding; ABC-type transporter activity. NCBI's taxonomy places the organism in Eukaryota, Fungi, Ascomycota, Sordariomycetes, Sordariales, Chaetomiaceae.
AUGCUGCCCAUGCUUGGCCCUAAGCUCAACUAUGAUAUCAUCGGUGCCCUGGCCAUCAGCACAGUUGCGUUCCUUUCUGGUCCAGCCGUGAAGUAUGCAUGGCAGUCCCACAGGAGAAGGCUAGAAGGGUAUACAGAAGUCGAUGAAGACGGGAAUUUAUACAAAGAUGACGAUGGCAUCGCGACCGAGGACUCGAUUCGUGCUUAUUCGGACACACGACCACGCGUCGCGGUGUUGUUGGGCGUGAUCCUUGGUCUGGGCACGUCAGUUGCGGCCAACGUUGUCAGGCUGGUUGAGAAUGGCAGCUCUAACGUAGUCCCGGGAGUGACUGACUGGGCGGAGACUUUGUGUUGGGUCUUUCUCUGCCUACAAUAUGCCUGCCUGCCCAAAAAACAUCACCAUAACACCAAGUUCCGCAUCACACUAGUUGGAUCGGUAUCAGCAAUAUUGACGGCUGCCUGCGUGGCCCUUCGCCACGGUUAUGAAGCUCUUGAGCGACUUACCGACCCAGCAGCAGCUCCAAGGUCCCGCGUUCUCGCACUUCUCUAUCUUGGUCAAUUCCUUUUGGCUAUCGCUACCUUGACAGCCUUCUCUUCCUUUCAACUUCGUCCAGAUGUCUAUCAUAACAUGGGUUUGGUUGACCAGCAAUACACCCUCUCGCUGCUCUCACGGCUGUCGUUUACCUGGAACCGGGGUAUUUUUGGAAUUGCCGAGGAGCGUGACAUGACCAUAGAUGACAUCCCGAACUUGGACUAUAGUACUCGUUCAGAGAAUGUGAAAUCACGGUUUCUUGAGAACCGGACUGAAGAGCCCCUCUGGCGUCAGCUCAUCAGGAUGUAUGCAGCUGAGAUCGUCCUUCAAUGGGUUUUGACCUUAGUCAUUUCUUUCCUUUCCCUUCUCCCACAGCUUCUUCUCUAUGGUUUCCUUGCUGACCUUGAGCGAGGUCAUAAGGGCACAUCCAGUGACCCGUCUCUCUUCAUCAUGGUCUUCGGUCUUCUUUUCUGCCAGGUUUUGCAAGUCGGUUUCAACAACUGGCUGAAAUGGGUCACGGCCAGCCGUCUUGAAAUUCCUCUGGAAUCACUCUUGCAAAGUAUGGUCUUCUCUAAGGCCUUGAAUCAGUAUGAGACUGCUACUCCUGGUCUUAACCAUUCAAAUGACAAGUAUCAGCAAGAAACCAAGAAAGAAUCGGACUCCAAGCAGUCAAUCAUCAAUCACAUGAGGCUGGACAGUGAACGAGUUACCAUGUUCUGUUCAUACAACACCAACUUGCCCCUGGCCGUCUUCAAGUUCAUAUUCGCCGGAGGUUUUGCUGUGCAUCUCAUGGGCUGGCUACCCAUGUUAUGCGGUUUCAGUGCUGCUGUAAUCAUGGUUCCCAUCAGCACCAGUGUAUCAAGGAAACUAGCGCAGUUGAACCGUGAAUUGAUGACCUCCCGUGACGGCAAAGCUCAUCUCCUAACCGAGGCCCUGCAGGGCAUGCGGCAGAUCAGGUACGCUGCUCUGGAACAUACUUGGGAGAAAAAGAUCAUGGAGUCACGUUCUGAAGAGCUUCGGCAAUUCUGGAAAUCGGCUCUCUGGCAGUGUCUAACGACCCUUCUCAUGAAUCUCGGUCCAGUCUUCCUUGCCAGCGCAGCCUUUGGUAUGUAUGUCUGGCAAAAUGGUACGCACAUACGACCGUCGGUCAUUUUCACUUCUCUUGGUCUGUUUGACCAACUAGAAGAAGCCGUUUCGUUAUUACCUACCCUCCAGGUAUCCAUGUUAGAGGCAUGGACGAGCAUAGAGCGGCUGGAGAAAUACUUUCGCCAACCGGACAAGGACGUCAUCAUCGAGCCAGCAAACGUGAUCGAGCUCGAAAACGCGACCGUCUCGUGGCCGACGAUAAAGGACGAUAACGCACGAACGCCGUCGCGAGGCCAUCAUCCGGAAGCUCGUUCAGUCCUGAGAAAUGCCACGCUCCGCUUCCCUCUCGGGGGACUGAGCGUCAUCACUGGCAAGACUGGGUCCGGCAAGAGCCUGCUGCUGGCUGCCCUCUUGGGCGAAGUCAACUUGCUCGACGGGAUUAUCCGCAUGCCGGUCCCACAGCAGCAGACUGACGAUGCCAGCCGCGACGCCUGGAUUGUCCCUGGCCGGACCGCCUUCGUCUCGCAAAUACCCUGGAUCGAGUCUGGUUCGGUCCGCGACAACAUUCUCUUCGGCCUGCGCUUCGUCGAGGGCCGCUACCGCAAGGUCCUGGCUGCCUGCGACCUCGAAAAGGAUCUGGCUGUCCUCGCCCACGGCGACGAUGCCCAGGUCGGCCCGAAAGGUGUUACUCUUUCGGGCGGCCAGCGCUGGCGGAUUGCCCUGGCCCGCGCCCUCUACUCUGAGGCCAGUAUCCUCGUGCUGGAUGACGUUCUCAGCGCCGUGGAUGCCCAUGUAGGCCAGCUGAUUGUCGACCGGGCGCUGACGGGCGAGUUGGCGAGGGGCAGGACCAUCAUUUUGGCGACUCAUCACGCGGAGCUGGUCCUGCCUCACGCGAGGUACGUGGUCAGGUUGAAGGGUGGGGAAGUUGAGGCGGCUGAAGAGCUGUCUCCCCUCUCUGACGUCUCGGAGGUGGCUGGUACUGCGGGCCCGGCUUGUUUGGACCAGGACGGCCCGUCGGCUGCCCAGGCUGGGUAUGCGCUCUCGGGGCCCACUGACGGUCUGUCGUCCCGCCUGGACCAGCAGUUCCUUGUACAAAACCAAGCGCGCCCAGAGGAGGAGAAGAGGGAGACUGGCCGGGUCAAGUGGAAGGUGUACAUGGCCUAUUAUGGGGCCAGUGGUGGUAUCUUGCCUUGGCUGCUGGCGGUGUUUUUGGUCGUUUUUAGCCACGGCAUGACGGUAGCCCGAAACUGGAGUCUCAAGGAGCUUUCGCGGCACUCGACGGAGAAUAUCCCAUUUGCGUUGUUUACUACGCAAACGACUGCGUCUUUAGGGUUCUGGUAUCCGAAGCAGGUUGUCACUGACACCGAUGAUGAUGAUGGUAUCAAUGGGGUCGUUUUCUGGCUGCUCGUAUACAUCGGAAUCGAGCUCGGUAGCUCCGUGGUAGAGCUUCUAAGGGUGGUAGCCUUCUAUUACAUCGGGUUCGGUGCAUCGAAAGCGCUCUUCCAACGCAUGACCCAUGCCAUUCUUCGUGCUCCGUUGCACUGGAUCGACACCGUCCCAGCUGGCCGUGUCAUCAACCGCUUCACAUCGGAUAUUUUCACGCUGGACAAGCAGCUGGCGCCGUAUCUUUCCAAUGCCAUCAAGGCGUCGUUGUUUCUACUAGUUAUUAUUGCUGCCAGUGUUACCGUCUCCGUCUACAUAAUCAUCUUCGGGUCGAUUCUUCUCCUUCUCUACAUCCGCCUCGCGCACGAGUUCAUACUCGUUGCCCGCCAAGUCAAACGAAUUAACUCGGUCUCCCACUCUCCCAUCUACGACCAGUUCAGCUCUGUCCUCUCCGGCCUGUCUACGAUUCGCGCGUUCGGGCGUACCAACGACUACAUGAGCCGCAUGUACCAACUUAUCGACAACGGUGCCAAGGCCACCUGGGCACUGGAGCUCUCCAACCGCUGGAUGACCUUCCGUAUGGGUGUGGUCGGAGCCUUGUUCGUCUCUAUCGUCGCGACUGCCGUCUCCCUCAGGGAAGUCAAUGCUGCCAUGGCCGGCUUCAGCUUGGCAUUCGCCUUGCGCUACACCAACGCUCUGACGUCGCUCCUUCAGGCGAUGACCGCCGUCGAGCUGGGGUUCAAUGCGUGUGAGCGGGUGCUGGAGUAUGCUGAGAUCGAGGCGGAGCCCGAAGGCGGGGAGGAUCCUCCAGCUGCUUGGCCUGCUGAAGGGAGGAUUGAGGUAAAAGAAUUGACGGUGAGGUAUGCGAAGAAUUUGCCGCCCGUUUUGAAUGGGCUGAAUUUCACUGUCGGAGCGGGGGAGAGAGUUGGUAUUGUUGGGAGGACGGGAGCUGGAAAGUCGACUUUGGCAGCGGUCUUGUUUAGGCUGCUUGAGAAUGUUGAGGGGACUAUCCUGAUUGAUGGGAUUGAUGUCUCGAAGCUGAAGCUUUCGCAGCUUCGCAGCCGGCUGGCCAUCAUUCCUCAGGAUCCGUUCCUCUUUUCGGGAACUUUACGCUCGAAUCUCGACAUAGAAGACGUUCUCGAGGACCGUGAGCUUUUCGAAGCUUUGAAGCGCGUUCACCUCAUCGAGGAACAGUUUCUGAUGCCCUCUAUACCCAUGCUCAUAGUCACUCCUUCCGCAAGCAGUUCCCGUUCAGCAAGCACAUUGUCUACCCUUGGCUCCCGACAUCCUUCUUCGUCCUCAAUACGAAGCUCAAAUCCUGGUCCCAACGAACUCAGAUCAGAACCACGCCCAAAUCCAAUCCCACCUGUCCUACCCCGCAGCAACGUCCCUCUCCCCGUCGCCGAUCCAUCUAACCCGUUCUCAAACCUCUCCCUGCCUAUCAACGCUGGCGGCCUGAACCUUUCCCAAGGCCAGCGCCAGCUAGUAUGUCUUGCGCGUGCUAUGCUUCGCCGGCCAAAGAUUAUUGUGCUCGACGAAGCGACCAGCGCUGUGGACCGUGCCACGGAUACCAUCAUACAAGAGUCGCUGCGUGAGACGUUUGCUGCCACGGGAUGUACUGUGCUGGUUAUUGCGCAUCGGCUGUCGACAGUGGCGGAUUUCGAUAGGGUGAUGGUUUUGGAUGGGGGGCGCGUUAAAGAGAUAGGGGCGCCGAGGGAGUUGUUGAUCCGGGGAAUGAGGAAAGAUAAGGAGAAUGGGAGCAGAAGGCAGAAUAGAGAUAGUAAGAAGAAUGAGGGUGGGUUAGAAGACGGUGUUGCAGGGGCGUUUUGGGAGUUGGUGAAGAAGAGUGCUGAGAAAGAGAAGUUAAUAGAGAUGAUUUUGGGGGAGGAGAAGGAUGGGAUUAUGAGGAGGUUUUUGAGUGACAAUAAGGGGAAGCAACGUGAGGAGUGA